CAGAAACCACCUACAGGCAACUACAAGGCAGCUCCUGGCUGCUCACUCCCCUCCACCGCUGCUAAAACAACGAGGCAGGGCAUCAAGAACCUCCAAUUACUCUCUCUCCGAACCUCCCCCCUCCCCUUACUCUAAACAUGAGCCAGGUCUCUCGAAGUUCCACCAACUGUCCGUCUCCGGCAAAAGAAAAAACUCAAUCUGAACCAUUCUAGAAGAUUAAUAACUAUUGUCCGGGCCCUACUCUCUCUACUCUAUUAUCGGACGACAAUGGGGGACCGGGCAACAAACAAUGUACGAUCGACCCAGCGCUGUUUCCAGGGGACUCGGGGGAAGGAGAGGUUUGGAGAGGUUUCUCCUUGUGAAAUCCCGUGUGCUCCCUGGUGCUAGACGGACCCAGUCCGGCCCCCUCCCCACCCCCUCCCCUCCCCUGGCGUGGGGUGGUGUGUGUAUCCGCUCCGGGUUGAUGUGCUCCAUAUGGUCCGGGACUGCGCGGUACCCAGAGUGGCUGGGGGGGGGGCGGGGCCACUGCGUAGUAUUUGGUCCUGGUUGAAAUUUGAUUCAGAAGUUGAGAGGACUGCAGGACCCAAAGCGAGCGAGGGGGGAGGGAGACGCACACACACACACACACACGCACACACACACACACACACACAGGUCGACCGGACGCUAUUUUACUGCAAUAAUAAAAGAAGCAAAGACGGACCCAGCCAUCGCUACAGUCUGAGAGACCGUGCGACCAUGAGCUCCACGGGGCGUCCGGCCGCUCACCCGCAGGACGGGGCAGAGAUCGACAGCGUCAAGGAGUCCAUCAGUGACAUCAUCAACCAGCUGCAGGACAUCGACCCGGCGCGGCUCUCCUUCUCCCCCUUCCUGGACCUGGACACCCAGAUCUCGCUGGCGCCCGUGUCGGACAGCCCCGAGUCCUCGGUGGAGGAGCUCCACUCCUCACCCCACUCCGUGACCGGGUCGCAGCGGUCACUGGAACCCGGGACGGGACCCUCAGCCGAUACGCACAGAGACGACGACAGCCGGCCAGACGACAGCGGGACGACGCGUCGGGAACAGGGAGUACCAGAGGGGGGGGGGGGUCUUUCCAGCGCCGUUGCCACGACGGCGCACACUUUGGAAGACGCCUCGGAAAACCGCGUCGUCGCUCCCUCCCCCCUCCUCCCCCCCUCCCCCCCCUCCCCUUCCCCCCCCUCCGCCCCCCUCGCCGAAGACCUUCCCAACGGGACGGACCCGGCGCGGUGGGCCCGCCAGCCCCCGCCCCCCCUCCGCCCGCACCCCCGCCCCCAGCACCCCCCCCCCGCCGGCGAGGGCCGCCCCCUGCUCGACGCGCCCCCCGGUACCGUGGAGCUGGCCGUCUGGAUGGAGUCGGAGGGGCGCGGCCAGGGCUGCGACGCCGUCGUCGUGGCGCCGGACGCGUUGCCGCCGGGAGGCCGGCGCUGCUGCCGCCGGGGGGGCCGGGCCCCCGCCCUGGGCGCCGCCGUGGCCUCGCUGGUGUGCGCCGCGGGGAUCCUCUAUGCACUCUAUUUCCACGUCCCCCUCAAGGCCCCGCGCUGCCCCGACCUGGGCAGCCGCCUCGUCUUCACUCUGGGCUGCUGCCUGGUGGCCUCCCUGCCCGUCCUGCUAGCGAUGCUCUCCGGCUGGGUCUGCCAGUUCUGCAGCGGCUCUCUGGAGCCCGCGGAGCCCUCGUCCAGGCGACGGGCCCUCCAGAGGCUGUUUGUCUCCUCCUCCCUGGAGCUGCUGCUCCUCUACGCCCUCAACCUCCUCCUCAUGGCCUCGCAGCUCCCCCAGAGGGACCUGCACCUGGUGCCCACCGCCGCCGCCAUCUUCUUCCUGGGAAGACUCGUCUACUGGGCCAGUCUCCACGGCUGCCCCACCUGGCGGGCCUUCGGCGCGGGCCUGACAACCUUCCCCCUGCUGGCCAUGGUGGCUCUGAACCUCUUCUUCCUCUACAACCUGGGCCUGGAGUACCCCGCCUUCCGCUCGCAGGACCUGCUCCUCAACCAGGACACGCCCUCUCUGUGGUCGCCAGGGGCGAUGGCCCCCAAGCCCAACGCCACCCUGGACAAUAUGUGAGGAGGAGGAGGAGGAAGGGAGGAGGGCGAUGAUGAAGAAGGCGGGGGAUGAAGGAGAAGAAGAAAGAGAGAGGAGGGAGAGGGACUCUCUUUGUGCUUUUUGAAGGAGGAGAUCCUUCUAGAAAUAGGCAAUUUCUGUGGUCUGCAGGCCGGCUUUGGGGGCGGCCAUGACCGACCGACCUCGGAGCUGCUGCGACGGCUGUCUGCUUUGGCGUAGACAGGACCUUCUCUGUUCUUAAUGUGGAUUCCUGCUUAUUAUCUGAAGCGCCGCGAGAGUCCUCUUUUUCUUUCUCGCUCUUGCUUGUGGCCAAAAAAAAAAGAAAAAAAGCCCUUGAACUCCAAAGUUCUAGUCUUAAAACGUUUGUCCUUUUAAGCCAUUCCAGUAACUAUAUUUAAUGUUUUGAACUCGUAAGCGCUUCAGAGCUUUUGCUUUUUUUUAUACGGAUUCAUUUGGUUCACUGGCAGAAAACCUUUCUUAUGAGGAAGCGUAUUUUUUAUCGUGCCAAACUUUUUGUAAAUGAAAUAAUGAUGAUAAGAAUAAAGGCCAUUACUUUGACAAGUUUA
Gadus morhua (Atlantic cod) is the source of this 2645-nucleotide messenger RNA. RefSeq names its product transmembrane protein 79. Gene Ontology annotation, cellular component: lysosomal membrane; trans-Golgi network membrane. Gene Ontology annotation, biological process: regulated exocytosis. Bases 475 to 2082 code for a protein of 535 amino acids. The transcript is spliced from 5 exons. Lineage: Eukaryota; Metazoa; Chordata; Actinopteri; Gadiformes; Gadidae. The record is from RefSeq and is a predicted model, not a curated record.